UGCUACCGGAUCUCUACUACAGUCAUCUAUCAAGAUGUGGGUUUCGUCGGCAAUCACCGCUCUGCAGAUCGCGGCUUUGUUGCCGCAGACACAAGCCCUCGCUGUACGCUCACCACAAGUCCCCAUCUCCAAGAGAGAUGACGGCAACACAACACUCCGCCCCGGGUUCCCUCACCCAGAUCCCACCGAAUCCUACUGGCAGGAGCCACCCCAUCGCAUUGCAAACCUCCGCACCACUCCCGAGCUCCCCACAGAGGAGACCUUCGACUAUGUCAUCGUCGGCUCGGGUGUCUCGGGCGCGGCCAUCGCAUUCAAACUGCUGUCGCGUGACCCAAGUCUCUCCAUUUUGAUGCUCGAAGCUCGAACCGCUGCGUCCGCAGCCUCGGGACGUAAUGGCGGGCACUGCAAGGCCGGAGACUGGAAGGCCGUUAAAGAAUGGGUCGAGCUCUACGGCGAAGACGAAGCACUUCGGAUCGGCAAGAUGGAGCAAGACUGCGUAGACGACGUGCGCGAGUUUGUGCGCGCGCACAAUGUUUCUAGCGGGUGGCAGGACGUGGAGACUGCUGAUGUGUAUUGGACAAAGGAAGCGUUCGAGAAGGCUACUGGUAUUGUCGAGUAUCAGAAGGAGCUUCAAUCGCGGAGACCCAACGAUGGACCGUGGAGCAACAAGCGAACUGUCUACGCUGGGCAGGCGGCUAGGGAUUAUUGGAAGUGGCCGCAGAUUUUGGGCGCGGUUGUGUACACGGCACAUACCCAGAACCCGUAUCUGACCGUCUGCGCGAUCCUGGAGGAAGGGCUCAACAAGGGUCUUAAUCUACAAACGAACACGGUAGCUCUAGCCCUCAACCAACUUUCCUCGGCAUCCGAGACAGGCGCGAAAUGGGAAGUCGAGACAGACCGCGGCACAGUCAAAGGAAAGCAAGUCGUGCUGGCUACAAAUAGCUACACCAACGCUCUCCACCCAGGCCUCGCGAGCACCGGCUUCCUCACUCCCCAGAGAGCUCAAGUCGCUGCUGUUCACCCGGAGAAGGAUACUUCGAACAACACCGUGUUCCGCCGCAGCCACUCCUACCCCGAUCUCCAUUCUGGAAACAACUACAUCGCUGUCCGCGCGCCUGGAGAUAUCGGUGCCGGCGACGUCAUUAUCGGCGGGAGCUCCAAGUUCUCGCCCACAAGGGAGCGCAACAUCACCGAUGACUCCGUUAUCAACCAGGAUAUGGCCGACGACCUCCGCGCAGUGGGUCGCGUGGUUUUUGGGUAUGAGAACUGGGGUGAGACGACCAAAGUCGUAAAAGACUGGACGGGUAUCAUCUGCAACACCCCGGAUGGGUUUCCAGUCGUAGGUGGACUGCCCGGUCAGGAUGGACUGUGGGCGUCUGUGUGCAUGAACGGGCACGGGAUGGCGUGGGCGUAUCGCAGUGCUGAGGCGCUGGUGCAGAUGAUGACUGAGGGUGAGGCUCCGGAGUGGUUUCCGCAGUCUUUUGAUGUUGCGAGAGCGUGGAAUAAGAGCUCCGACUCGUAG
Molecule: messenger RNA, 1522 nt
Organism: Periconia digitata
Lineage: Eukaryota; Fungi; Ascomycota; Dothideomycetes; Pleosporales; Periconiaceae
Source: the annotation of a GenBank genome assembly